AUGCCUCCAUCCGAUGGAGAUGCUGCGCCGUGGCAUCCCCCUCCAGAUGCAGAAUCUGCGUCUGGUCCUGCCUUUGCCCCAGCGCCAACCCAAGGUCAUCUUGAAGCCGCCGGGGCUUUGACUUCUGCUGCAAACCAGCCACAGCCCACUUAUCCAUCGUCUGCCGUCGGACUUGACCCAGAGUACCCGUACCAACACAAUGGCGAUCCCUCAGCUUACGGUCCCCACUCCCAUGGAGACUGUGCGCUUCCUUACUCAAGUGAGACUCCUGCCGCCCCCCGGAAGCGCACAUUUAUCCUCAAGGGCAUCGAUCAGCAUUUCGAGAAUCUGCAGUCCAUCGGCGAAGGAACUUAUGCUAAGGUCUUUAAGGCCAAAAAACGCAACAGCGACGAAAUCCUUGCUCUGAAGCGCUUUUCGAUCGAAUACAACGGCAAGGAUGGCUUUCCGAUCACAAGCCUUCGCGAAAUAUCUAUUCUCAAGCAAUUUGCUGGACGGAAUCUGGUGCACCCAAAUAUCGUCGAGCUCAAGGGAGUUGUGCUGGAGACAGGUAUCUGCUACAACCUCUGCUUGGUAUUCGAGUACAUGGAAUACGACCUGACAUGCGUGACCUCGCAAGCCAUGAGCAGCACGCCCCACGACCAGUACUAUGGACUGGGCCAUCUCAAGUGCAUCCUGCAGCAGAUUUUGGAAGGCCUGAGGCAUCUCCACAGCCACGGCAUCGUCCAUCGAGACCUGAAAACUGCCAACCUGCUUCUCAAUCGCCGGGGCCAGGUCAAGCUGACGGAUUUUGGGCUGGCCCGUCAGCUGUUCCCACAGGACGACCCGCGGUACGACUACACGAAUCGAGUCAUUACCCAAUGGUACCGGCCACCGGAGAUCCUGAUGGGCGCAACCCACUACGGCCCCGAAAUCGACAUUUGGAGCGCAGGAUGCAUCAUGAUGGAGCUCAUCACUCGUCGGGUCCUGUUUUUCACAAGCGGCGACAAAAGCUCGGACGUACUCCAGCUCAUCUCGAUUUUCAAGAUCAUGGGCACACCAAACAUCGAUACCUGGCCCGGGCUCAGUAACCUCAAGAUCUGGAACCGCUGCAUCCAGGGAUGCGAGUUUAUGCCGAAUGUGUUCCGUCGGAUGUUUGAGCCACACUACUCUUCUUUGACCUUGGACCUUGCGGAAGCCAUGUUGUCGAUGAACCCCGAGGGCCGGAUCAAUGCCGAGAUGGCCUUGCGACAUCCCUUUUUUGACGAAGUGCCCUAUCCAUGUCGACCAGAAGAGUGA
Messenger RNA from Polychytrium aggregatum, 1275 nucleotides. Its product is annotated as Pkinase-domain-containing protein. The coding region runs from base 1 to 1275 and encodes 424 amino acids. Gene Ontology annotation, molecular function: RNA polymerase II CTD heptapeptide repeat kinase activity; ATP binding; cyclin-dependent protein serine/threonine kinase activity. Lineage: Eukaryota; Fungi; Chytridiomycota; Chytridiomycetes; Polychytriales. The transcript is spliced from 6 exons. The record is from RefSeq and is a predicted model, not a curated record. Gene Ontology annotation, biological process: protein phosphorylation; positive regulation of transcription elongation by RNA polymerase II; transcription elongation by RNA polymerase II. Gene Ontology annotation, cellular component: nucleus; cyclin/CDK positive transcription elongation factor complex.